AUGCCUGGAGUUGGUCGCUCGACACGGCCAGGGUACGAGUCGCUCGCUCGGCAACCUCUAGUGCAAACGCGUCGCUUCCUCAACAUCAACGUGGCCGUCAUGGGACAUGUUGACGUCGGAAAAACCACGCUGGUGCGCUUCCUAAGCGAGAUACUGUCGACAGCGGCACUGGAUAAGCACCCCGCGAGUCGGGAGCUCGGUCGAACGAUCGACCUGGGGUUCUCGUGUACCCGACUGCCAGCGAGCCCAGUUGUGGUGCAACUUGUGGACGAUGAAGCAGCGUCUUUGGAGAAUGUUUCGUACGAGGGACUCCAACUGACCUGGAUUGACUGCCCCGGACAUGCAUCGCUGCUACGAACGGUGCUACUGGGGGCGAGCGUCAUGGACCUCCUGCUGCUUGUCGUCGAUGCCAGUGCAGGUAUCCAAGCACAAACCCUCGAAUGUCUUGCCCUCGCUGCGAUUUUCACCAAACACGUCGUGGUUGCGCUCCACAAAUGUGAUCGGGUGCGAGACCAGCCCGCAGUCCUGGAGGAGCGUCUCCAACAGUUGCAGGCCUAUGUGUCCACGAACCGGUGGUGGCUCCCGACACCGCUGGCAACGAUUCCUACCUGGAUCGGAACCGAUGCUCGGAGAACCGCAUUCGAAAGACACCAACAACACCAACAUUCCAUUUUGUUCCCCGCUGCUGAUAACGACGAUAUCGGGGGCGUUGUGGCCCUAGCACAGGCUGUGCAGGCAGCAGCCGAGCAGGCGCUCGCCAGUGGACUAUGGCAGGAGCGCCUCCGGCUCCAGCGGAAACCCUAUGCGCUAUUCGCAGUGGAUCACGCUUUUGAGGUUACCGGACAGGGCACUGUGCUCACGGGUAUUCUCCUGACAGGACGACUACGCAUCGGGGAGGUCAUUCACGCUGCGUUUGUGGGCGCGGGCGUCGCCAGCACCAAGAGCAGGAGCGAGGGCACCAAGAAACGCCUUAUUGCGGAUGCUCGUAGCGUCCGCUCUAUUCAGGUCUAUCGAUCAUCGGUCUCAGAAAUUGUUGCCGGCGACCGGGCUGCUCUAGGUCUCACACCUGGUACCAAAUCUGGCAGCCUUGCUCAAAAGAGCAAACAAGCCAGUGGCAACAAAACUGCCAGUCACAGGCAGCGUGCACCGCGAGACGCCUGGGAGCGAGGUCUUGUGUAUGCGCCGGCAAACCUGAUCGAGUUUUACCCGGUCGAGAAGCUGUUGAUGCGAGUGCAGCGGGUACUCGACAUGACUCAUCCAGGGGCAGCGCGAGGAGACGCGUUCUCCAUCGCGACAUGUGCCGAGCAUCACCCUGCACCAGGGCAGGUACCGUCGCUCUCACGCCAGUGGCAGUUGACCCUAGCGUUGACCACUGUUCCCGGCCGGGUGACGCACUGGCUCGCAGCUGCAGAUGCCGCCGGUGAAUACGAAUGCCUGGCGAGUGCCACGGAGGCAGACGCUAGCACAGCGACGUGCUCCGCAGAACGUACGCGUUUCGUGGUGCUGCGUCUCGAGAGGUGCAUUUUCUUGCCAUUUGAAUUAGGGAGGGGUGCGGCGGACGCCAGGCGACCAGUACCAUUGACGCCUUUUCAAGUCGCGCUUUUAUCAGAUGCUCACUGGGAGGCUGCAACGGCGGCUAGAAAAGCGAGACUGGAGCGCCGCGCCGGCCCAGACGGCGAAUCUCCCGACUUGCGACUACGCUUUGUUCUGGCUAUAGAGGCGGUUUUAUCGACGCAAAUGCCGACAACGACGCACUUGGACGCUGGAAGCGAGCGGCUCGCAUCCGUCGCUCGACAGAUCCGUGUAUACCGACGCAAAGAACGGAUAGGUCGCGUAGAGCGCUUUCUCCAGGACGGAGCCUGCUGCCUGGUACGAGACCUCUUCGAUCGCGACUUGCAGCACCCAGAGCGCAUUCUGGGCCUACGAGUGCGGCUGGAGUUGCUUACCGACAGCACAGCGCAGCCGCCUGGAUGCCCAGCGGAUACAUAUCGUCGGCAAGCAGUUCGAGCAUGCGUCUCGGGGCGCAUCGUCCGGACGUUUGGCCAGCGGGGCAAAGUUGUCGUGCAACUCGAGCGUCCGGUGAGUGCGACGACGUCCUCGACAGCGCAGUGGCUCGUUCGCCUGCGCUUCCGUCGACCCGUUUCUCUGGGUAUCCCGGAUCAGGAACGUGCACAUGAUCGCCACAGCUUCUAUCAAGCAGAGGAAGAGAUGACGAGUGUCUGCGAAGCGGCCGUCCAGUCGACCAGUGAGCGUAUCUGA
Messenger RNA from Cyanidioschyzon merolae strain 10D, 2259 nucleotides. Its product is annotated as similar to selenocysteine-specific elongation factor. NCBI's taxonomy places the organism in Eukaryota, Rhodophyta, Bangiophyceae, Cyanidiales, Cyanidiaceae. The transcript has a single exon. Bases 1 to 2259 code for a protein of 752 amino acids. The record is from RefSeq and is a predicted model, not a curated record. Gene Ontology annotation, biological process: selenocysteine incorporation. Gene Ontology annotation, molecular function: GTP binding; GTPase activity; translation elongation factor activity.